Molecule: messenger RNA, 751 nt
Organism: Aureobasidium pullulans EXF-150
Lineage: Eukaryota; Fungi; Ascomycota; Dothideomycetes; Dothideales; Saccotheciaceae
Exons: 2
Coding region: 91-606 (171 amino acids)
Source: RefSeq, a predicted model, not a curated record
AAUGGUCCAGCCAAACCGUAGAAGAUCCAAGCGUCAUCACCACGACGAAGAUAACUACGAAGUGCUGCUGUUGUCAAUGGCAAAGGCGAAAUGGUCGGCAUCGUUAUCAGCGGUAAGAACUUCGUCACGGUUGAACAGGACUCCAUAGCCACACCUGAGAAGCGUCCCAAGUCUCCCCUCAGGAAGAGGGCACCAACUCCACCAGACGUGCCAACCACUGCAUCGCUCACGCCUCGCACUCCGUUCGAGUACACUGCACGCAAGGAAUGGACUCAAGGCUUCAGACAGGUAACUAUCUUGCCCAUUGCUCCUAUGCAAGCCGACCUCUGGAAACGGUUUGGUAUGAGGAUGGAACUAUACCGACCUUCGGACGAAGUGAGGUCACGCUAUCCGAGCAAGUCAACAGUGCGCCAAGAACAGUUCGCGGCAUAUCCACCACGCCCCAAGGCUCACACCCUCGACACGUAUGCUUGGUACAAGAAAGCCUGCGAGGAAGGAGUUUUCACUCAGAAAGAGCAGCAUGAUUGGAAGGGUAAGGUGGCUACAGAGGGAAGUUCUUUCGGCGCUUUGACCUUCAGACCUGGAAAGAUCGCCAGGACUUCUUGAUGGCUUUCUCUCACUUUUGUUUUGUUGGUUGGGUCGAAUGAAGACUAUGACAAGUGCGGACUUUUUUUUUGUCUCAUUGGUAGCUUCUACCUGUCGUCCUCUCUUUUUGUCACGCCUCCGGUCACUCGGUUUUUUGGUUCCUCAG